This is a messenger RNA of Hordeum vulgare subsp. vulgare (domesticated barley), 619 nucleotides long. Its product is annotated as probable V-type proton ATPase subunit H. Gene Ontology annotation, biological process: proton transmembrane transport. The record is from RefSeq and is a predicted model, not a curated record. The transcript has 2 exons. The coding region runs from base 158 to 538 and encodes 126 amino acids. Gene Ontology annotation, cellular component: vacuolar proton-transporting V-type ATPase, V1 domain. Lineage: Eukaryota; Viridiplantae; Streptophyta; Magnoliopsida; Poales; Poaceae. Gene Ontology annotation, molecular function: proton-transporting ATPase activity, rotational mechanism.
UGGACAACUGAUUGUAUGGCGGACAAUUUCUGAGCAGGCCCAUAAUGCUUGUCGUCUGCUCUUUUAACUAGGAUUGUUUUACCACGAAUUAUCUGCAAGCGAUGCUGAUCUUUGAGUUGCAUCACAUCUGUUAAGAGUAUGUGAGGAUGGUACUUGAAUGUAUGAAGAUGUCUCCAUGUGUAAGUGUAGGUACCGAGAAAUAGAAGGGCAGUUCCCAAAUAGCAGCCUGCAUGAUUUGCUUCUGUCUGAACUUGACAACAUCAAGGGGAGAUUUUUAAGCUGUACUAUUUAUCUAAUUCUUGUUUUGUAUUUCAAGGUUCUCAAGCGGGACAUUCCAUGGGAGACAUAUAUGUCAACUAAGCUGAUCACUUCAACAUGCCUUCAGCUUUUGAGGCGUUAUGACCACAAACCAGAAAGUCAGAGAGGUCCCUUGCUUGAUGAGGAGGAUGACGAUGCUGCCAUAAACGUGUCUAUGAUUGAAUCACGUGCAUCCCAGCUCCAAUCUUUUGCCCUCAAUGAUUUUGUUGCUUAUGCAUAGCUUCUGAAGGUCAAUGUAGCCAGUGAGUAUGCCCUUGAAAUCAAAGUCCCUCAUAUUAGCAUCAUUGAAGGUUGAUCCUGA